UUACCUGGCCCAGGUGAGGAUCCACCGGGAUUGGGACCGGGACCGGGAGUAGGAUUGGGAUUAGGACCGGGAGACUGGCAUUCGGAUCGCGGCCACACUCCGGGGCUAGUGCCAGGCACAGGCGGUGGUGGUCCGAGCGAGGCCCCGGCACCAGCACCGUGUUAUGAUGGUGUCAAGCCUCUUGAAUGACGUUGAAGUUGCACCCAUCCAGGCAAGUGGGGAGUAUUCCAUCAUGCUCUUGCCUUAUGCCUUGUAGUUGGCAGACAAGCUUUGGGGAGUCAGAAGGUCCUUCAAUCUAAGUCAUGCAAGGAACUGGACGGAGAGCUGUUCCACAGCAGGCUGACAAGCCUGUGGCCAAACCUAGGCUUCUGGCCUCUCCAGUUCUGCUACCAGCCUCUGUGGACUCGCUGAACCUGGAGGUUUAUGAAGGCUCAACGCCAGAAAGCAGACGAGCUGAAAGGAAGAAAAGUAAAUCACUGGCGAAACGUCACAGCUGUAAAGCAGAUCCAAGCGAUUCAAAUGGGAACAACUCGGAAAACAUUGGGUUCAUCCCGGGGUCAGUUGAAAUCACAGAGGAGGCAAGUGUGUGCGAGUCAUGUGGGCUGGGAAACUGUGUUACCUGGCAGAUGGUUAAAGCAGUUUUCUGCUGUGUGGUGACCUGUGGAAUUUACAAGGCUGACACUGGGGUUUAUAAUCCAUGUACCAGGACCACAGAGCCACCGACACGUGCUAAAGACAUUGACAGUAACACUUUGCGGUAUAUUGAAAACCCAACGCAUGGGAUUCCCCUGAACUCUGAACCCAGUUCCAAGAAGAAGGCUAAUCUUGCGGGCAACAGUUUUAAUUAUUAUGAUGUCAAGUUGGGAGGACAGCAGGUAAUCUGGAAAAAUAACAGUCAUACUCUGUCCACAGACUCAUGCCACAAGGACACCCACCACAAUUCUCAGCAAUCAGAGAGCCCCAGCAGCAUCUCACCAAUCUCUCACAAACGAAUUUCCGAUGAGUUCCCCUCCUUCCUGGAGGAAGAUCUGGAGAACAACGAGCUAAACGUGUCAAUGUCGAGUGCAGAGCUGGACGAGUACAUCAACAAGAAGCUAUUGGAGCUGUUCAGCAUUCACCAGAUCGAUAUGUUGGCCCAGUGUACCUCUGAUACCACAUUCAUCAGCAAAAGCAGUGAAAUCACUGAGCUCAUUGAUAGCAUCACCAAAGGCUACAAGAUCAAUGAGAAGGAUGCGGAAUGCCGGAUAGUGACCGGGAUCGUUCGGAUCAGCACCCGGAAACCCAAGAAAAGUAAGAAAAGGGGACCAGAAGAGCCAAGUGAGGAAAGAUUGAUCUCUCCGACUCCUGCUGACCCCAGACCUCAAACUGAGACUAUUUUGCCCAGUGAAGAGCUUAACCUGGAGAUUUCAGUGGUGGACUCGCUUGAUGAGAGAGCAAGACAAAUUCAGCGGCUGUGUUCACCUGAUUUGCAUAAAGAUGAUUCUCUUCAGGAUACAGAGACAGAUUCAUCAGGAGCCCCACUACUUAAAGUCUAUAUCUAGGGUUUGAGUGUAGGACCUUCCACAUUAACUGGACUUGGAUUUUGGGUGCAUAGGACACUGAGUGGCCAGAGACUCUUGAGGCCAGUGGAAAGUGUGGAAUUGACUUGGCUCUUGUUCGCUGUGAAGCUGAUUUCUCCGACUCACUACCAGAAAUCUGCUCUGGUUUGGAGCCCAGUGUCCAAUACUUGAGUCUGAUGAUGUUAACCUGGAGGAGGCCAUUCUUCCCCUUGCUUGCACACAGCCCACCACCUCCUGCCCACUGCAAAAGAGGAGCCCAGGCUCAGUGCCAAAGGUCAGCAAGCAGGAGCGAGGCAGAAGAAGUGGCAUUGGGGGAAAGUGGGGUAAAUCACAACUCAUUGGGUGCCAGCAAGAUCAAAACUGAUGUAAAUACGGAACUGGUCAGGCGAUUAUGUUCAUGCUGGGGAAGGUGAAUGGUGGACAGGGGUGGUGGUUGUACAGUUACUUUGCAUAUUUUGUACAUUGUUUUGCAUCACUGGAUAAGACAGUGAAUCGUGGUGAGAAAUAUUGAUUUUAAUAAGUUGCUUUUUAUAUUAAAGCAACAAUUGGAACC
Messenger RNA from Rhincodon typus (whale shark), 2112 nucleotides. RefSeq names its product keratinocyte differentiation factor 1. Gene Ontology annotation, cellular component: cell junction. The record is from RefSeq and is a predicted model, not a curated record. Bases 303 to 1541 code for a protein of 412 amino acids. The transcript is spliced from 5 exons. Lineage: Eukaryota; Metazoa; Chordata; Chondrichthyes; Orectolobiformes; Rhincodontidae. Gene Ontology annotation, biological process: regulation of epidermal cell division; keratinocyte development.